Messenger RNA from Gymnodraco acuticeps, 3087 nucleotides. Its product is annotated as kelch-like protein 33. Gene Ontology annotation, molecular function: protein binding. The transcript has 4 exons. Lineage: Eukaryota; Metazoa; Chordata; Actinopteri; Perciformes; Bathydraconidae. The coding region runs from base 1 to 2625 and encodes 874 amino acids. The record is from RefSeq and is a predicted model, not a curated record.
AUGGAUUUGACAGAAGCAGAAGAAAUUGAGGAAGAGCAGAAAGAAGAGUAUUAUAGGGACGCAGAGGAAAAAGGAAGAUAUGAGGUGGAUGAUGAGGUGGAUGCGGAGGAAGACCGGCAAUUGAGGAAAGGAGCGCUUGUCGAGGAGAAAAAUGAUGGGGAAGAGGAGCAACAGGAGCAAAGCAGAGAACAUGUGAGAUUAAUUGAGGGUGACAACAUUGAACAAAACCAAGAAAGUUCAAGUAGAGGACACAAGACAGUCAAUGAAGAAAAUGAAUGUUGUAACUUUGACAGAAAAAACAAGGAAGAGAAAGGUAAGAAGUUGACAGCUGAGGAAGAAACUAGAUUCACAGUUGAUCAGGAAAAGCUUCAGAAGGAUAAGGAAGGGUCUACUGUGGAUGAGGAUGCAGAACAUUGGACGGAAAAAGAAGCAGAUGCUAAUUACGAAGAUGUGGUGAAGAUUUACUGCAAAGGUGAUCAUCCAACAAACCUUUUCCGCACCUUGACAGAGUUCAGUGACUCUUCCCUUCUCACUGACCUUAUUUUGAGCACAGAGGAUGGGAAGACUUUCAACAUACAUUCCCCUGUCCUGGCUGCUGUUUGCUCCUAUAUCCGAGAGAGCCUUAUUCAAAGAAAUGUACAUAGAGUUGAUGAGAGCAAAGAACCAAGUGUUGGAUUCCAAAGGUGGUCAAUGUCUCUGGGUCCAGAGGUGGAUCACGUUGGAUUAAAAGCAGUGGUGGAGUUUGCCUACACUGGACUAAUUUCGUGUUUGAACAUGAACACUUUGCACCAGAUAAAGAUGGCGGCUCAAUCAUUGGGUGCCCCUAGGGUUCUGGAUCUCUGCAAAGAGGUAGAGGAAAAGUCCACAAAAACUGAAGGGCAGAAAAAAGAGGUAAACAUGUCGGCAGCAGAACAAAUGAAAAUCAGCCUUCAGUCCAUCAAACGGCUGUGCAUGGAGAGAGUAGGCUGUGAUGUCAUUCUGGAAGCUCCAGGAGGAUCUUUUCAUGUCCACAGAGUCAUCCUGGCUGUGUGCACUGACUUCUUCCGUGGCAUGUUCACCUCUGGGAUGAUCGAGACCUUUCAGCCCUGCGUGACCCUUCCUUUCCUUUUGGCUUCAGAGCUGGAGGUGCUGAUUGACUGCUCUUACAGCGGGACUCUCCCCCUCAGCUGGACAUGUGUUUUCGAAAUCACCUGCACUGCUCUCCAGCUCCAAUACCAACCGGCCCUCUCCUUGUGUCUUAACUUUCUGCGUCAAGAAAUAAAUCCUCACUCCUGCCUGGAUGUGGCAUCUUUUGCAGAGGCCUACGAGAUGCCGCAGCUUCUUGAAGUCGCAGAUGAUUUUGUCCUGCUGAAUUUCCAAAAGGUUGCAUGCGUCUCAAAGCUCAACGACUUGUCAGCCAAAAAGCUCCUAAAGUACCUGAAGAGUCCGUCACUCUGUGUUUCAUCUGAGCUCGCUGUAUUCAAAGCAGUGGUAGCAUGGAUCGAGGCAAAGCCCAAAACAACGUUGCCUUUUGCUAAAAGACUAAUGAAAACCAUCAACUUUCCCCUGAUGACAGUCGAGGAAUUCAAAGAGUUCAAAUAUCUGACCAUGUGGUCCGAUCACAACCUGUCAGGGCUCUAUGAGACAAUUCUUGAUGAUUUCCGCUCCAAAGAGAGUCAUUGCCGGAUCUAUCAACCGAAAGAGACUCUGGUCUUGAUUGGAGGUGAUCAGAUCUCUGAAGACCUGAGGGGACGCAGCAUCAGCAGAGAACUCUGGGGUUUAAAUGCGCUAAGGAUCUAUACAGGGCGGAAAAAGGCCAUGGACUGGAAAAAGUUGGCAGAGAUGCCAGAGCGAGAGAGGUUCUCUCAUGAGGUGGCAGUCCUCAAAGGACAACUAUACGUGUUGGGAGGCAAGCACUAUUACGGCAUCAACGACAACCUGAACUCUGUUUUGAGGUAUGACCCUCUUCAAAACAGCUGGGAGAGCCUGACUGAAAUGCAGAAAGACAGAGGCUCUUUCUCUGUGGUGGUUCUGGAUGGAAUGAUAUAUGCCAUUGGCGGACAUUGUGACCCUGAAUAUAUGGAGAGUGUGGAACGAUACUGCCCCACUGAGAACUCUUGGAGCUUCACAUGGCCCUUGGAUCUGCCUCUGGCUGGCCAUGUAGCAAAGGCUUUUCAAGGGAAGAUAUUUAUCUCAGGAGGGCUGAGCAGCAUCUCCCAACAUCUAUCAUCGAUGUUUCUGUACCACCCAGAGACAGGAAGCACUUAUUUGGCAAACAUGGCUAAACCUCGAGCCCGUCACUGCAUGGAGAUCCUGGGCGAACGUCUUUAUGUUGCGGGUGGAAUCACUUCAGAGGAUAACAUGGGUAUGGUUGACCUGCUAACUUGUGAGGUAUACAAUCCAGUGGCUGACUCCUGGACUGCCUUCACAUCUCUUUCGGUGCCACAUGUAGGUGCAGGAGGAGCAGUUUUGGGGGGAAAGUUUUAUGUGCUGGGUGGAUACAGCCAUGAGGACUUCAGUGAAACUAAGUUGGUCCAUUGUUAUGAUCCCACCACAAAGAGAUGGGAGAACACGGGCAAGAUGCCUGGUCCGAACAGUGACAUACGGGCAUCUGUGCUGUGUUUGCCAUCACAUUUCCGUAUGUAAGAUAUUGUGAGGUUUAAGGCCAAUGUUACUGUAGUUUCAAAAAUAAUAUCACAAAGAAUGAUGAGGGGGUUCAUUUUCCAAACAAACAAAGAUUAAAGUUGGAGAUAUUGACUGAGGUUAAGGUGGUAAGUGUGGGUGUAAAACAGCUUAAAUAUAAAGAGAUUUUAAAGAAAAACUUGUAAUAAUAAUUGGGAUCAUAGUGUUUCUUCUCACGAAAACCUGAUAUCUUGAUAUCAUUUAGCAUAAAUCAAAGUUGCAUGCAAAAGGUUCGAUAUAUGUGUAAUAUAGAGCAUCUUGGGGCUAUAUAUUCAAUAACUGAACCGUGUUCAAAAAGUACUGUGAUGAAAUGGUUCAUGUUUUAGUGAGGGUGCAGUCGCCAGGAAAAGAGACAAUGUAAAAGUUGGAUUGGCAUUUAAGUAAGUUUAUUUACAUUUUCAAUAAAAUGUACUCGAAAAUUUAAAA